Pelobates fuscus (common spadefoot toad) is the source of this 1560-nucleotide messenger RNA. RefSeq names its product zinc finger C2HC-type containing 1C (gene ZC2HC1C). The coding region runs from base 68 to 1504 and encodes 478 amino acids. The record is from RefSeq and is a predicted model, not a curated record. NCBI's taxonomy places the organism in Eukaryota, Metazoa, Chordata, Amphibia, Anura, Pelobatidae. The transcript is spliced from 3 exons.
CACUCCGGAAGUGGCGGUUGCUUAGAAACGAUCACAACAUCACAGGCAGCGAUCCCAUGCGACUGGCAUGGCAAGACUGAAAGGGGCACCAAGCCUCUACGAGGGCAUUGCUGAUGCAAAGUUUCCUACCCUUAAGUCAGAGCUGCAGCCCAGUAAAUUACAGUCAAGACUUGAAGUGAUGAGGAAUGAUUUCCAGGAAAGGGCAUUUCGAGAGAGGGAACAGAAACUUCUCAGCCUUGUUAAACAUGAGACAAGUGCACCAUAUAACCAUGCGGAAAAAAGGUAUACCUUUCAUCAAUCCCCCGGCUCACACUCUGCCCCUUGGACAGCAGAAGAGAAAAGCUGGGCUUCAAACUGGACUGUGUCCAAAAGGAGUGCUGGGAUCGAUCGAGCUCACCCUCUCGAACCAGUCAUCUAUCGUAAAUCUCCAGCUCAGAUCCCAUCAGAAUUCAACAACAUGCAGCGCUCCUCAUCAGUCAAGGUCACUGGGACCAAACACCACAACCUGCUUCCAAGAAACAUCCGAUCAAAUUCUGGCCCCACUCAAGCAGAGCCUUGGCUUGAGCUACAGAAAACAGAAUCCAGUUUGGAAGCUGAAAUCCGGAGGAAGCAAGCUCUGCUGAGGGAAAAGCUGCGUAGGACUGAGGAAGAAUUACGCAGGAUCCAAAGGGAAAAGGAGGAAGCAACCCAGAGAGAAAUAGAUCAAACUCAGAAGAAAACAGUAAAAAACUAUUAUCAUCUUGGCAACAGAUCAGAUCUAGAUGAAGAUUAUAGGAGUUAUAGAAUCCUGAAGAAAGCAGAGUUCAAAUCCUCCCCACAGCCCAAACCUCUCCCUCGGGCUCCCAGCCCCAAAUUUACAGAAGACCAGCAUCCAGAGAGAAUGAGGAGGCAGAUGCCAUCUGCAGGAGAGAAUGCUAGAAAAAGAUCCACUCAGCCAAUUCUCCUGAAACAUGCAGAGGAGGUCAGUGGUUCCCCACUGCUGAGAACAACGUACCAUCACUCUGAUAGACACACAGAGCUCUCAUCUGAUGCAGAGGAUGAAUUGCCUGCAGAGAGUGAGCUGGUACCCUGCCAGUCAUGUGGACGACGGUUCAUGGUGCAACGUCUGGAGAAACAUGCUCAGGUCUGUGAGAAGAUGCAAAGCUCAAAAAGAAAAGUGUUUGAUUCAUCCAAAGCCAGAGCAAAGGGGACCGAGCUGGAGCAAUACUUACAACUGAAAGGCAAACCCUCGUCUAGAGAACCCCAGCAAGUUCGCAAUAAUGCCUGGCGUCAAAAGCAUGAAACUUUCCUGCGCACAAUUCGCCAGGCACGUACAGUGCAGCAGGUUAUCGCCAAAGGAGGCAAACCAUCAGAUGUGCCGCCUCCACCCCCUGAUGAGAAUCCAGAUUAUAUUACCUGCCCUCACUGCAGCCGCAGGUUCGCCCCACGUGCAGCUGAAAGACACAUCCCAAAAUGUGAGACUAUAAAGAGCAAACCUCGGCCUCCACCACAACGCAGACGCUAACACAAAUAUCUUGAUAUCUAACCAAGAGUUUAUUCUAUAACUGGGAAAUGUGGAGA